Messenger RNA from Glycine soja, 990 nucleotides. RefSeq lists its product as uncharacterized. The coding region runs from base 141 to 833 and encodes 230 amino acids. Gene Ontology annotation, cellular component: mitochondrion; nucleoplasm. The record is from RefSeq and is a predicted model, not a curated record. Gene Ontology annotation, molecular function: cadherin binding. NCBI's taxonomy places the organism in Eukaryota, Viridiplantae, Streptophyta, Magnoliopsida, Fabales, Fabaceae. The transcript is spliced from 3 exons.
AGGGCCUUGGUUGGUGGUGCAAGGCAUAAAGAGGAGAAUUGGUGGGGAUAGGCGAAGGAGGUGGCGACUGAGUAGUGAAUAGGGUUUUUGAUUGAUUGAUAGCAAUAAUUGGUGUUAGCGAAGCUUGAGAAUUGAGAUUUAUGGGUCGCAAUCGCAGUCGCAGUCGCAGUGUGUCACGCUCUCCUUCCAAUUCCCGCAGAAGAAGGUACUCUCCAUCCCCUGUUUCUCAUCGCCACUCGAGAACUUCCAGGCGCCGCUCUCCUUCCCACAAGCGCCGUCGAAGGCACAGAACCUCUUCCUCCCCCUCUCUUUCACGCAGCCCCACUCCCAAACCCAAGAAAGAUCAAAACAAAAGCAAGCGUCAACACGAGGAAGAGUUGAAACUAUUGGAAGAAGAGACUGCAAGAAGACUGGAAGAAGCAAUUCGAAAAAAUGUUGAGGAGAAGCUUAACACAGAGGAAGUCAAGUUAGAAAUAGAAAAGCGCGUAGCAGAGGGAGUGAAGAAAUUGUUUGAUGAUGUUGAAGCUCAACUUGAAAAAGAAAAGGAAGAUGCUCUUACUGAAGCUAGAAGGAAGGAAGAACAAGCCCGUAAAGAAAGAGAAGAGCUGGACAAGAUGCUUGAAGAGAAUAGGAGGAGAGUGGAAGAAUCUCAGAGAAGAGAAGCUCUAGAGCAGCAAAGAAAGGAGGAGGAACGACAAAGGGAAUUGGAGAUGAUUCAGAGACAAAAAGAAGAGGCUGCUCGGAGAAAGAAGCUGGAGGAGGAAGAAGAACAUGCAAAUCGAAUUAAUUCUUUGGGUAAGAACAAAUCUAGGCCUAAAUCUUAUGGUUUCUAAUUACUACUAUAUGUGAUAUCAUUUUGUACCCCAAAUUAUUUGUACCCUUUAUGUGGAACAAUGAUCUUGAAUGAAAGAUUUGAUACUCCUAUGUUUGAGCUUGCAACCUACUUUAUUAAAAGAUCUAAGAAAAUCGAAAAUGUUAUUUUAUCUUCAA